Messenger RNA from Cercospora beticola, 1662 nucleotides. RefSeq lists its product as uncharacterized. Gene Ontology annotation, molecular function: L-amino acid transmembrane transporter activity. NCBI's taxonomy places the organism in Eukaryota, Fungi, Ascomycota, Dothideomycetes, Mycosphaerellales, Mycosphaerellaceae. The record is from RefSeq and is a predicted model, not a curated record. Gene Ontology annotation, cellular component: membrane. Gene Ontology annotation, biological process: amino acid transmembrane transport.
AUGUCGCCUUUGUGGCGACGGGAUCGUCAACAGAAUGUGCAAGAGAAUGGAGCGACGGUAACGACGAUCGGAACAAAAGAUGAAAAACAGUUCCAUGUUCAACAACAGCGGUCGACGUCAGAGAACAGCGAGCUCGGAUCCAAUGAGCCUGAUUAUCUGCAACAGCCCAAGGUUGGAGAAUUACCGCCUGGAGAAGCAGAAGCUGGAGGAAUGGGAAGACAUUUGGGAUUGUUCUCUACGACGUUUCUGAUAAUCGGUCGUAUCAUUGGCACCGGCAUCUUCUCCACUCCCUCAAGCAUCACCAAAGGCGUCGGAUCCGUCGGAGCAGCCAUGAUGCUCUGGCUUCUGGGCCUAGGCAUCGCUUUCGCAGGACUCUUCAUCUGGUUGGAACUAGGCUGCAUGAUCCCUCGAUCUGGAGGAGAGAAAGUCUAUCUGGAAGCAGCAUAUCGACGACCAAAGUUAUUCGCCACAACAGUCUUCGCAUUCCAGAUUGUGCUGUUGGGAUUCACCGCUAGCGGAUGUGUGGUUGCAGUCGAAUACAUCUACAAAGCCGCCGACAAACUCGCAUCCGAAUGGGAAAAACGCGGCGUAGCAAUCCUCAUCAUCACCUUCAUCUGCAGCCUCCACGCCUUCAUCCCCAACUUCGGCCUCCGCUUCAUGAACGCCAUCGGAAUCAUAAAAGUCCUCGUCCUCCUCUUCAUCGUCAUCACCGGCUUCGUAGUCCUAGCCGGAGGCUCCCACAUCCCAAACCCCCGAGCCAGUUUCCAAAACUCUUUCGCUGGAACUUCCUCCUCGGGAUACCAAUGGUCCAACUCCCUCUUCAAAGUCCUAAACAGUUUCGCCGGCUACACCAACGCCGCCUACGUCCUCAACGAAGUCCGCAACCCCGUCCGAACCCUCAAAAUCGCCGGUCCACUCGGUCUAGGAAUCUGCGGAACAUUCUACGUCCUCGCCAAUGUAGCCUAUUUCUCCGCCGCUACACCCUCCGAAGUCGCGAAAUCGGGUACAACAGUCGCAGCACUUUUCAUGGAUAAAGUCUUUGGGCAUCAAGGCCAACAGGCGAUUUCCGUCUUAAUCGCUUUAUCGGCAUUCGGAAACGUCAUGACUGUCACCUUCGCGCAAGCACGCGUGAAUCAGGAAUUAGCGAAAGAGGGUGUUUUACCUUGGCCGAAAUUCUGGGCGAGUAAUUGGCCUUUUGGAUCACCUUCUGCUGGACUGUUUCUCCAUUGGAUUCCCAGCUUCAUCGUCAUCGUUGCGAUUCCUUUCGGAGACGCGUAUAAUUUCAUCUUGGAUUUGGAAGGGUAUCCUGGCUCAGUCAUAAAUUUCUUCGUUGUGGUGGGAUUUUUUUGGUUGAGGUAUAAGGAUCCUGAGAGUUUGAGACCCUUUCGAUGUUGGUGGCCUGUUGCGGCGUUUUAUAUGGCGGCGCAGAUUUUUCAAAUGGUGGCGCCGUUUUUGAGACCGCCUGGGGGAAAGGGGGAUACGAGUUUGCCGUAUUGGCUUUCGAGUGUGGUGGGGAUUGCGGUUUUGGUUACGGGUGCGGUGUGGUGGGUUACGUGGAGGAAGAUUUUGCCUGCUGUGGGGGGUUAUGAGUUGGUUCCAGAGAGGGAGAGGUUGGAUGAUGGGACGAGUGUGGUGGUUUAUAAGAAGGUAAAGCGAGGUUGA